GGUAGAUGUUGGUACCUCGGGCAAAACUUUAUUCCUAAUAGACGUUCCUAAUCAAAUUGGGACUUUAUUACCUGGGGAGGCAGUAAGAAUAUUGGGGUUGAAGGAUUUCCCCCAGAAAUCCGUUCAUCACUGAUCCUAUUUUGUUCGGCUCAGACACCAUAUCCAGAUAAACAUAGCAGCAGCGCAAAUUCGUUCAGUUCUUUGCACACUUACCGGUAAUCUUCAGACAACUGAAUAUGAGUCGGCCGUCGAUCGACGUCAACGCGAUGACUCGGCAGGUCGUAGUUGACAAUCGAAUUUCGCUGCGCAAUUACUAUCGGAUAGCGGAUAAUAUACUACGGCAGGCAAAUAUAUACCGGGAGGAGAAGAACAUUAUUGAUUUGUAUAUAAUGCUGCUUAGAUAUUCUAGUUUGGUGACUGAAACUAUACCACGUCACAGAGAUUACCAUGUUUUGCAUCCAAAAGAAAAAAUGUCGUCUAGAAAGAAACUAUCGAGAGUGCUAGAUGAGUUGGAGGCUCUAAAGCCAAAAUUCUACCGUCAAUUGAAUGAAUGGGAAAGCCUUCAAGUGACACCUCGACCUUAUCUACCUGAGGGUCCAGAUAUUACUCCAUCUGUAUCAUCAAGGAAAUCUUUAGGGCAACCCUCAUUGGACAAUAACACAUCUUCAGGCUAUGGCAAUAAGUGGGCUGUCAGUAGUGCAGUUUCUUCACGGAAGCAGAGCAAUUAUCAACCUCAAGUUUCAUCUACAAAUUCCAUAAGCUCACACUUCCAAAAGAUGGCUCUCUCUUUACCACUUCCAAAGCAAGAAACACUUUCAAGGCACUCCCUCUUAGGCCCAAAUGGUCUGCGUAGCCAAUGGCUUGGACCUAGUGCUGAGAUAAAGGUGAAUUAUCCAACCAAUAACGAAUUGGCUUCCGAGGAUAUGUCAAGCCUUACGCAGGUUGGACACUAUUCCCCCAAUGUGCUCAAAGGUGCUGACAUAAAAGUGGACAGUCCUACUAUGGAUUCUGUUCUCUCAUUGGAUGAUGGCAGAUGGUUGCAGCCUACAGAGGAUUCUUUGUUGUAUGAUGAUGUGAAAAAUGAUAGUCUUCCAUCAAAUAUUGCUCGGCAACCUUCUCCCCCUCCUGUCCUUGCACAAGUGCAACACGAGCGUCGCCCAAUUUCUCCUUCUAGAGUUGCUGAUCCAAGGCCUGGGCCACUUAAACCAUCUCAAGAUGGGAUGCCUGGUUCUAAUGCUUAUCAAAGUUUACACAUUCCAGUAAAGAUGAUGGAAGAUUUUUUGAGUUUAGCACGAGCUAAUACAGCAAUAAACUUGGAAACUUGUGGUAUUCUUGCUGGCUCACUGAAAAACAGGGUAUUUCAUAUCACUACUCUAAUAAUUCCAAAGCAAGAGUCCACAACAGAUACAUGUCAGACUCUGAAUGAAGAAGAGAUAUUUGAGGUCCAGGACAAGCGAUCUCUCUUUCCUCUAGGAUGGAUUCAUACACAUCCAUCUCAGACAUGUUUUAUGUCAUCAGUUGAUCUGCACACUCAUUAUUCCUAUCAGAUUAUGCUGCCCGAGGCAAUUGCUAUUGUCAUGGCUCCUACUGAUGAAUCCAGUCCUCAUGGUAUUUUUCAUUUGUCUGAUCCCAGUGGUGUAUCUGUAAUUAGAAACUGUCAAGAGCGUGGUUUCCAUCCUCAUGAAGAGCCCGAAGAUGGAAGCCCCAUCUAUGAACAUUGUUCUCAUGUGUAUAUGAAUGCAAACUUGCAAUUUGAUGUAGUAGAUCUUCGAUGACCUCAAAAAUUUUGUUUACUAUCAAAGUUGAGGAGAAACAAACUUGUACAGCCUAUGUAUACAUACACACUGAAUUUGCUGUUUUUACAGUUUCUAAAUUUUAUAGCCUGUUUACUGUAAUUUUUUUAUAUAUAUCUGAGCAGUAUUGAAUUUGUUUAAUUGGUUUCC
This is a messenger RNA of Cuscuta europaea, 1943 nucleotides long. NCBI's taxonomy places the organism in Eukaryota, Viridiplantae, Streptophyta, Magnoliopsida, Solanales, Convolvulaceae. The record is from the annotation of a GenBank genome assembly.